UUAAAUAAAUACUUGAAAAUACUGUCAAAAAUGUCUUAUUUUCAAUGUUUUAUUUGGUAUGGACUAUUAGCAUUAUCUUUAUCAUAUCCAAUCUUCAAUUUUAUUAUCCAUGAAACGAGUUCUGGAACUCUUCUUGAAUUUAUAAGAGUGACCAACAAAUCAAUUUAUAAUGCAAGCAUCAGCUCAAGUUCACCUGUAAUUGUGGUUUUACUUACUAAUAAUCAAAGCCAAAAAUUUGAAGGACUUAAAAAUUUGACAUCAAAUGAGGUAGUUUUUAUUACUGAAUGGAGACAGGCUUAUAAACUAAAAACACCUCAAAUUCAUGUACUUAUACGACCAACACAUGCUAACUCAUUGCCCGGUAUUGUUAAAUUUAUGUCGCCACUUAAAAAAAUGAAUAUGGAUGAUAUAGCAAAUUUUAUCAAUACAUCCAUUGCCAUUGAAAAAGAGAUAAUAUCGCCAAACAUUGAUAAAAUACUUUGCUUCCCUGACCAACAACUAGCACUUAUGCGUACGGUUUUAGGUAAAUACAGUGCCUUCACGAUGUAUGUCAUAAAUUGGACGAAGAAAAAGACUUUAAUCUCAACCAAAGAUUCAGAUAAAAAAUAUAAAUCUACCAUUGACUUGCCUCCAGCUGCUGCAAAACAGAUUCUGAAUCCAGUUCCAUGCGAUACAGUAUUUGAUCAAGGAAUAAUCAAUAUUGAUAUCUAA
Messenger RNA from Thelazia callipaeda (thelaziosis nematode), 711 nucleotides. The record is from the annotation of a GenBank genome assembly. NCBI's taxonomy places the organism in Eukaryota, Metazoa, Nematoda, Chromadorea, Rhabditida, Thelaziidae.